Molecule: messenger RNA, 618 nt
Organism: Apaloderma vittatum (bar-tailed trogon)
Lineage: Eukaryota; Metazoa; Chordata; Aves; Trogoniformes; Trogonidae
Gene: EMCN
Product: endomucin
Exons: 8
Source: RefSeq, a predicted model, not a curated record
UAACAGAAGCUAUAGAGGUAUCAACCACAUCAGCAAUAACAUUGCAACCAUUAGUGCUGAUAACUACAGCCAGAGCUACAAAUGAAUCCAUCACAAAUGAUUCCAUGCCUUCUUCACCUAGUCCUACACAAAAAAUAACACCAAGUACAACAAUUCAACCACCAAUAAAAGUGACCACUACAGCAGUAGAUAAAAAUGACAGCACAGCAAAUGCUACACAAACAAGUGGAACGCCAUUGGCACAGAAUGAGAGUUCAGAUGCUUCAUCUACCAAGGGAUGGUCUUUUUCUUCUACAGUCUCUGUACAAAAUAAUACUUCUACUCCUGGAACCUCAGGCUUUCAUAUGAGCACCCCAACAAAAUUAACAACUUCUGGCAGUCCUGCAAGCACUUCUGGAAAUGACAGAGCACCAAGGAGUGAUAUCCACUAUUCUAGUGUUAUUCUGCCAAUUGUCAUCACCUUGAUAGUCAUUACCCUCGCUGUCUUCUCCCUGGUGGCUUUAUACAGAAUGUGCCAGAAGAAAACUCCAGAGAGACAAGAGAAUGGCACUGAACAGGCCCAGUCAGAUAAAGAAGGAGUCAAACUUCUUUCUGUGAAGACAACUUCUUCUGAGACUG